This is a messenger RNA of Cololabis saira (Pacific saury), 870 nucleotides long. RefSeq names its product complement C1q-like protein 4. Gene Ontology annotation, molecular function: protein binding. Lineage: Eukaryota; Metazoa; Chordata; Actinopteri; Beloniformes; Belonidae. The record is from RefSeq and is a predicted model, not a curated record. The transcript has 5 exons. The coding region runs from base 79 to 759 and encodes 226 amino acids.
GUAAGGUCUCGGUACCGACAUCGAUGCUGAUCUCCGAGCACCCAUCUUGUGAAGACUUUCAAAACCGUCCCUGAUAGAAUGAAGCACGCAAAAGAUUUGCUGCUGCUGGCCGUUUGCCUGUCCGGGGCUUUGGUUGGGGCAGCGACGGCGGACCUCAGCGCUCAGCUGCAGGAACUGAGCCCCUCCGUGGCGACGCUGACGUCGAUGGAGAGCAGGCUGGCAGCAACCGAACAAACGGUGCAAGAUCAGGAGAAACGCGUUACGGAGCUGAGAUCAGAGCUGGACGCGGCCAAGGCGGACUUACUCCACUACGAGGAGCAGGUGAAGGAGAUGCAAAAACAGCUGGAAGAUCAACCUAAAGUGGCUUUUUCUGUGGCUUUGAAUGGAAACGUGGGGCCCUACAAUGUAGAAACAAUACUGGUCUAUCCAAAGGUUAUGACUAAUGUCGGCAAUGCAUACAGCACAUUUACAGGAUUUUUCACUGCCCCCGUCGCGGGUGUGUACUUCUUCUCGUUCAACGCCAUGGAUGAUUGGAAAAGACGCCACAUGGGUGCAGCAUUGUACAAGAACAACGAGCGAGUGCUUCUCAACUACUCCUGGAAUCACUGGGAUGACCAUGAGCAUGUGGCCAACAGCGUGGUCUUGCAGCUCUCCAGUGGGGAUGCUGUGAGCAUGCGUCUUCCUGCACACUACCAUGUCACUGAAUUCGGUGCACACAACUUCAACAUUUUCAGCGGUUUCCUUCUUUUUGCUCAGUAGAAACACCUUUGCAGAAAGAGAACACCCUUACUUUGCUAAAAGUCUGUGUGGAAAAGUUGCAUGGAAACUGUGCAACGUGACGGGAAGUUGCUGUUAAAAUAAAGCUGAACA